Molecule: messenger RNA, 2786 nt
Organism: Phacochoerus africanus (Common warthog)
Lineage: Eukaryota; Metazoa; Chordata; Mammalia; Artiodactyla; Suidae
Gene: SLC25A16
Product: solute carrier family 25 member 16
Exons: 9
Coding region: 157-1149 (330 amino acids)
Biological process (GO): transmembrane transport
Cellular component (GO): mitochondrial inner membrane
Source: RefSeq, a predicted model, not a curated record
UGGCGUACGCCAUCAGGCCGCGCCGCGCCGCACCGCCGGCGGUAUUCCGUCCCGCCCGCACAGCGGCGGGGUGCCCUGUCACCGCCUGCUCUGGGCAUGGCUAGGGCUCUUGGACUGUGAGUUGGCGACCAAAGCCCCUGCGCGGCCCUGAUCCUGAUGGCGGCGGCGGCGGCGGCCCUGGCAGCGGCCGAGCCACCUCCUGCGAUGCCGCAGGCAGCAGGAACCGGAGGACCCGCCGCUCGCCGAGACUUCUACUGGUUGCGUUCCUUCCUGGCUGGAGGUAUUGCCGGGUGCUGUGCCAAAACAACAGUUGCUCCUUUGGAUCGAGUAAAGGUUUUAUUACAAGCUCACAAUCACCAUUACAAACAUUUGGGAGUAUUUUCCACAUUGCGUGCUGUUCCCCAAAAGGAGGGAUACCUCGGAUUGUAUAAAGGGAAUGGUGCAAUGAUGAUCCGAAUUUUUCCCUAUGGUGCAAUCCAGUUUAUGGCAUUUGAGCAUUAUAAAACGUUAAUUACUACGAAGCUGGGAGUUUCUGGUCAUGUGCACAGAUUAAUGGCUGGAUCCCUGGCAGGUAUGACAGCAGUUAUCUGCACUUACCCUCUUGACAUGGUUAGAGUACGCCUAGCAUUCCAGGUUAAAGGGGAACACACUUAUACAGGAAUUAUUCAUGCCUUCAAAACAAUUUAUGCAAAGGAAGGUGGUUUCCUUGGAUUUUACAGAGGCCUGAUGCCUACGAUAUUAGGAAUGGCUCCAUAUGCAGGUGUUUCAUUUUUUACUUUUGGUACCUUAAAGAGUGUUGGGCUUUCCCAUGCUCCUACCCUUCUUGGCAGACCUUCAUCAGACAAUCCUAAUGUCUUAGUUUUGAAAACUCACAUAAACUUAAUUUGUGGUGGUGUUGCUGGAGCAAUAGCACAGACAAUAUCCUACCCAUUUGAUGUAACACGCCGGCGAAUGCAAUUAGGAACUGUUCUUCCAGAAUUUGAAAAGUGCCUUACCAUGCGGGAGACUAUGAAGUAUGUCUAUGGACACCAUGGAAUUCGAAAAGGAUUAUAUCGUGGUUUAUCUCUUAAUUACAUUCGUUGUGUUCCUUCUCAAGCAGUGGCUUUUACAACAUAUGAACUUAUGAAACAGUUUUUUCACCUCAAUUAAAAAAAAAUAUCGUGAUGAGAGGUCCCUGGCGGCCUAGUGAUUAAGGAUCCGGUGUUGCCACUGCUGUGGUUCUGGUCACUGCUGUGAUGUAGGUUUGAUCCCUGGCCCAGGAAUUUCUGCAUGCUGUGGGCACAGCCAAAAAGUUGCAGUUCUUUUCCUUAGUAAACUCUCAGAGGGAGAGAUUAAAUGCUAAUUUAAUUGGGGAGGGGGAAGCAUUACUUGAAAGGGUAUAUUUAACCCUGUCACAGGAACCACUGGUAUUUUAGUACUUGAUUUUUUUAUUCAUUCCAAAUGAAAAAUGCUUGCUAUACUUUUUGAUGCCAAAAGUUAUAUCUUGGAACACUGCAAAAAAAAUCCAAAGCUGAUGCUGGCUAAUCAGUAAGGUUAUUUGAAACCAUUUUAAAGUGUUAACUUGGAAAUAGAACUAACUUAAAAUGGGAUUCAAGAGAUUGCCAUUAGUUUUAUCAUGCUAUUCUAAGCUUUUAAUUAUAAUCAUGAUUUUCAAAGACUCUAACAUACGUUAUUAUUAUCGACAGUCUUGGUUAUAUUUUAGCAAAAUGAUGAGAACUGAAAUUUUAAGUUAUAUUAAAACAUAGCUUAGGAACCAACAUUGAAGUAUUAUUCCCAAUAUCUCUCUUCUCAUACGUCUGCUCCACUGGAUUAAAGGACAAAUACUUUUUCUCUUCAUUUUUAAUAAAUUAAAUGUUAUAUUUGAAAAGUAGCCAUGUAAAGAUGCAUCAGUAAGUCAAGAAUUUUCAGGUAUUGCUCAAAUGUUAUUACUAGUUUCUAUGAGUGAUUUAAAUGUAUUUUUUAAAGUCAGUGUAUUCCUAAAGGCAGUAAUAAGAAAUACCGAAUAUCUUUGCUCUGAAAACAGAUAAGCGUUAUAGAUUUGUUUUUGUUAGAUGAUUUGGUGUAUACUAGAAAAUUUAUUUAAAUGGACUGUGAAAUAUCCAUUAAUAUAGAUGUGGACGUCAAAGAAUGUUUCCAAGGUGUUAUGUUAUGACAUAUCAACUAGUUCUUCCAUGUAAGAUAAUUUUAGUGCAAUACAAACUUAAGUAGAAAAGUAAAACAUGAUCUGAAUUGCUAUCCUUUGUAUUAAAAUGGUUUAAAAAAGUGUAAGAAUUCUAUUCAUUGUGUUUAGAGUACUUUUUAUGUUUUAUAAUAAGCAUGACAAAAAUGGGAGGGGAACAGUUAUAGUUCUAUCCACAGAAAUAGCAAUUUGUAGAAUUGAUAGAAUUUUUAAGACAUUAGAAAACAAGUUGAGUGUUCUUUUUGCUUCAAUUUUUAUUUUUUUCAUAAAAGAUUUUUGUCAUAUAUUGGUAAAAAUUAUAUGAACUGGUUUCAUUGUCAAAAUCUUUAUUUUAAAAUAAAUAUGUAUCUUUGUAUGAUUUAUAAGUGUAUCCACAGGUAAAAAUACAUGUGUUCCUAAAACUAUUUUGUAUAUUUUAAUUUCUGGGCUACACUGUACCUGAAUACUGUUAUCAAAUCUCAAAAUAAUUUAAAUGUAUAAAAUAAGUAUCUCAGUUAUGUUAUUAAUAAAUGAGGACUACAAAUAUUUUUUAAAUAAAAAUUUGCAUUCUAUGUCUGUUACAAAAUACAUAGGAUCUUAAAAAUAAAAUUUAUUCAUGUUUCAACAA